AAGAUCAUUCAAGCUCUCCAAAUUUUAUUAUAGAAUUUACUUUCACUACAGUGCGAAUUUCAUUAAUAUUAAUAAGUGGAAGAGUGCAUGUCAUUCAUUAUAUCAAUGACAUUAAGGAUUCAGAGAUCAUUAAUAACUACGUUUACGUACAACUUAUACACGUAAUAAAAUUAUGUAAUAGAAUGUACGAUUUUCAUUGGAAACACAGGUCAUUACGAUGUCAAUAACAAAUGGAAUUUACAUUUCAAUAUUUGCUAUUGCGAUUAACAAAGAAAUUUCCAAGUAAGAAAGCAUGCUGAGCACAGAAGUGCAGAUUUUAAAUAAUUUAUGAAUGGAUAUACAAUCUUGAAAGAGUUGUAUUAUUAGUUAAUUUAAAUAUGAAUUUGUUUCUUCUUCCUAAAGAAAAUACAUUAAUAUAAAUUAUAGUGUAACUUGCUUUCUCAUAACAUUUCUUUUUAACUCCUCCUUAUUUCUUGUAUUCAAAUUCUUGUAUUUUGACAACCAUAAAUAAACUGUAUGCAAUAAAGGGUUAAUAGCAUAGAUGAGUAUACAAAAUUUGAAACAACGAUUUCCUCAAAGCACAGCAUGAUUCAUAGAAUUGACUUGAGAUUUCUGAUCAUAAGGAAGUUUCCUAAUUUCAUCAAGGCUCUGCGCUGUCGGUAUCUGUUAGGGAAAAAGAGGCAGGAAAGGAAAACCAGUCGCGUACUGAGAAAUCCCAGUGAACAAAUGAGCCGAAGGUAGUUCACACGCAACGAUCUUGUCCUUGGCCCGCGGGGAUUAAUACGUAUAAAGGAAACUGUACGAGCACCUCGGGACCAGACAGAAGAGAACCUCGAUGCGCACCAUGCCGGUUAAUGAGGAUACUUUGAGCAAUUCCGGUGAACAGCCAGUGUCUCCACUUGGAAAUAAUUGUCUGAAGACAGUCUGUGUCAACGGUCUGCAAAACAACUUUGGUCAUGCAUCCUCUGGUGAUGAAGACGAAUGCCGGAAUGGUCGUUCAGGUGUCAUCGUCAACGGAAACGUCAAAGAAGAUUUCCAUUACAAAAGCUUGCCAGACAGACAGGUCCAUGAGAAGUUCAUGAAGAGCUUCAUUGAUAUGCUUCUGGAAGAUGCAAUUUUUAAGGGAACUUCAAGAGAGAAUCAAGUGGUGGAGUGGAUGGAGCCAGCUGCACUUCAUUCAGCAGUCGACCUGAAACUCUCUGAUCAAGGGGUGUCUCAUAAGGAACUUCUCUCCCUUGCUCGAAACGUGAUCAAGUACAGUGUGAAAACAGGGCAUCCUCGAUUUGUAAAUCAACUAUACUCCAGCGUGGACCCGUAUGGUCUCUUGGGACAGUGGUUAACAGAUGCUUUGAACCCCUCGGUUUAUACAUACGAAGUGUCUCCGGUGUUCUCCUUAAUGGAGGAAGAAUUGUUGUGUGAGAUGAGGAAGGUCGUUGGCUGGAAAGACGGCAGAGGAGAAGGCUUAUUUUGUCCAGGUGGCUCCAUCGCUAAUGGUUACGCUAUCAACCUGGCACGUCAAUACAGAUUUCCUCAGCUAAAGGAACUGGGCCUGUGCAGUGGUGGCAAAUUAAUAGUUUUCACGUCCAGGGAUGCUCAUUAUUCAGUGAAAAAACUUAGUGCGUUUCUGGGUAUAGGUACCAACAACGUUUAUGAAGUGAAGACAGAUGCCAGAGGAAAAAUGUGUGUAUCAGACCUAGAAGCUCAGAUCAAAAGAGCCCUCGAGGAGAAUGCAGUUCCACUCAUGGUCUCCGCCACAGCAGGAACAACAGUUUUAGGGGCUUAUGAUCCUCUGCGAGACAUAGCCGCUUGCUGCAAAAAAUAUAAUUUAUGGUUUCAUGUUGAUGCAGCUUGGGGAGGUGGAGCAUUAAUGUCUAGGAAGCAUAGGUAUCUGUUAGAUGGUAUUGAGUUAGCUGAUUCUGUUACCUGGAAUCCUCAUAAGCUGUUGGCCGCGCCACAACAAUGCUCCACGUUGUUAUUGCGCCAUGAAGGCUUCCUGCAGGCUGCACACGGUCUGAGAGCUAGUUACCUCUUUCAGUCAGACAAAUUCUAUGACACCUCCUUUGACACCGGUGACAAACACGUGCAGUGUGGUCGUAGAGCAGACGUAUUAAAAUUCUGGUUCAUGUGGAAAGCUAAAGGUACUCGAGGUCUUGAGAAGCACGUGGACCAUGUCUUCGAGUUAGCACGGUACUUCACAGAAUACAUAAGACACAGAGACGGCUUCAAGUUGGUCAUUGAACCUGAAUGUACGAACGUGUGCUUCUGGUACGUGCCACCUUCAAAGCGUCAUUUACAGGGCGAGGAGUUGUCGAAAGUUCUCCAGAAAACUGGGCCAACUGUAAAGGAGCGUAUGGUGAAGAAGGGAUCAAUGUUAAUCACUUAUCAACCGCUGCGUGAACUGCCUAAUUUCUUUAGGCUGGUUCUGCAAAAUUCUGGACUGACUGAAGCCGAUAUGAGAUUCUUUGCAGAGGAGAUCGAGAGACUCGCCAGCGAUUUAUAGAAUAAUUCGUCCAUUUUAGUAGCGCUGUUUGUAAAAAUGUGUAGUUAAAUUGAAGUGCUGUAAAAAAUAUAACAUAAUUCCGCCAUAGGAAUUUAAUAAAUAACACAGAGUUUUUGUUAACAGAAGCAUUCAAAAAAAUAUUUUUUAAUGAACUAAUUGUAUAGAGUACAGUGGUUCGUUUUCUCAUUCAGAGUUUAAAGAUUUAUUUUUUAUCUGUUUCGUUCUAAAUCGUAUUGAGCUUUCUUUUUAAGGUGAGAAAUAUUUCAACGCAGACGCAUAAAAACGGUAUGGUUUUAAAAAGGGCAUACAACUGAUCAUAUUGUCACUGUAUAUCUAUAUAGGAUAUAUGAAUAUUUUAUGUUUCUAAUCUCAUUUAAAACUUUUCUGAAAUUGGAUUAGUUAAUGGGGAUCUUAGAUAAACAUCGGGUACUUGAACUCUGGUGGGUGAAUUUUAUCGCAUAUACAUGAUUCGUAUAUAAUAUAAACACUAAAUUCUUUUUUAUUUGCCUACACGUUUUGUUACAUAAUGUGCCCGUGACACAGGAAAGUUACAAGCUUCGUACCCGAUUUAUCCUGACUGAAAACACCAUUGUGAGUAUUAUAAAAACAUAAUUCAACUUGUUACUAUCACAAUUUACUAUGAGACACACGCAUAAACACCCACCAUACAUUUAAAAAAAA
This is a messenger RNA of Megachile rotundata (alfalfa leafcutting bee), 3181 nucleotides long. It is a transcript of the gene black, whose product is annotated as glutamate decarboxylase-like protein black. Gene Ontology annotation, cellular component: cytoplasm. NCBI's taxonomy places the organism in Eukaryota, Metazoa, Arthropoda, Insecta, Hymenoptera, Megachilidae. Gene Ontology annotation, biological process: carboxylic acid metabolic process. Gene Ontology annotation, molecular function: pyridoxal phosphate binding; carboxy-lyase activity. The record is from RefSeq and is a predicted model, not a curated record.